AUGUCUAUGUCUUCGGAUUAUGAAACUAUGAUAGAAGAAGAGAAUCGAGCCGAAGAUGAUAUAGGGCUUCGAGGUGGAGAACUUAAUGAGAAUAAUAGAAGUAAUUUAAGAGAUAUAUCACUACUGCAACGUAUGCUCAGUGCUUGUCUGGGGUCUGUAGUGACAUCGCUAGUCGUUACACCGUUUGAUGUUAUUCGUAUUAGAAUACAACAACAAGAAAUGCUACCAAAAGAUUCUGUUUGCUGUCAGUUUACGGUGCCUGAAGGUGGGAAGAAUACAUUAGCAAAGUCGUCAGCUAAGGUACUACAAACGGCAGGAACUACCAAUUCUUCUGAAUUAUUCUGGUUGGGAAAGAACUACUGCAAGAACGCAGAGAACUGUACGCGAGUGACUUCAACCUUUCAAGGCUUCGCUACAGUAAGCAAGAAUGAAGGUCUUGCAACUUUAUGGCGAGGAUUAUCAAUUAACUUACUUAUGGCCGUUCCGUCGAACAUUAUCUACUUUACUGGCUAUGACCAUAUCAGAGAUCACUCACCACUAUCUGAUCAUCCAUUAAAUCCCCUCUUCUGUGGUUCUUUGGCCAGAAUUUUGGCUGCGACCUUCGUGUCACCCUUAGAAUUAAUUAAGACAAGGUUGCAGUCAAUUCCCGCGGGGGUAGGAACAAAUUCAAACGUCAUGAAGGUUUUGUUAAAGGAUGUGUUCUUAUCAGCUAGAGAAAAAGGCAUAGGAACUUUGUUCACUGGUUUACAAAUAACUUUAUGGAGAGAUGCGCCGUUCUCUGGAAUUUAUUGGUCCUGCUAUGAACUACUCAAGGACAAAGUAUCUAAAACCAUCGGUGUUGACUUUGGUGGUGUCAAAAACUCGGUUGGCCAUGAUUGGAAAGUAUUCUCUGUUAGUUUCAUUUCCGGCUCAAUAUCAGGCUCAAUCGCUGCAUUUUUCACUCAUCCUUUCGAUGUGGGUAAAACUAGACUUCAAAUAACAAAUCAGCAACUCUCCAAAGGCAAGAAAGAACGAUCAAUGUUUUCCUUUUUAUUCAGUAUUUAUAAAAGAGAAGGCAUUGGUGCUCUAUACAGCGGAUUUGGUCCGAGGGUUUUGAAGGUAGCCCCUUCUUGUGCUAUAAUGAUUUCGUCAUAUGAAUUAAGUAAAAAGUUAUUCAAAAAUGGAAAUAAUUUUUCUUAA
This is a messenger RNA of Priceomyces carsonii, 1179 nucleotides long. It is a transcript of the gene MTM1, whose product is annotated as Mtm1p. Lineage: Eukaryota; Fungi; Ascomycota; Pichiomycetes; Serinales; Debaryomycetaceae. Gene Ontology annotation, cellular component: mitochondrion. Bases 1 to 1179 code for a protein of 392 amino acids. Gene Ontology annotation, biological process: mitochondrial transmembrane transport. The record is from RefSeq and is a predicted model, not a curated record. The transcript has a single exon.